AAGACAAUUUCAGCCAAAUGCAGGUAUCAUAACAAGAUCGAACAUGCUUUGAUCAGUUAGAUUGGUUGGAUUUAUCUUUGUUUAUUAUCGUUUCCACUUGAAAUCCUUGGAUACAAUAUAAAAGAAGAAUAUGUUAAUAAAAUUGAACAUUUUCGUUUUGGAGAGCAUAGUUAACAAAAGUCGAGUAUUGCCCUGAAAAAUGAAUGCUUUGCCAGGGAUUGGAUUACUUUUGGUCUUUACCUGUCUCGGACUUCCUGACAUCACUAAAUGCCAAAACACAGCAAAAGUGUCUGCAGUGGUCUGUCAAAAUGCAGGAACAGAGUGUGAUAAUAUUGACCAUGCAGACUGCGGCGACACUCAGAAAUGUAAAUGUAACGCUGGUUACAAGGAAGACACGAAUGACGGUAGCACAUGUGUAAAAAUAAUUGGAGGAUCAUGUUCAGGAACUGCUGCAUGUCCUGGUGACGCAAAUACAGUUUGCAAGAAUUCUUUAUGUGUAUGUGCUGAUGAUUAUGUAGAGAAAACCAACGUCUGCACAAAACCAAGGGUUUCUUCGAUAGCGUGUCCUACAGGUAGUGAGUGUGAUAAUAUUGAUCACUCAACAUGUGACACUCCAACUCAUAAAUGUAAGUGUGGUGCCGGUUAUGUUGAAAACUCUUCUGAUGGGGAUACCUGUGUUCAAGACUCCCAACAGACCAAACCUCAAGUUUCUAAUGUUGUGUGUUCAACCACGGGAACUGAGUGUAGUGCUAUCCCGUUUGCAGUAUGUGAUAAACCUACCAACCUUAAAUGUAAAUGUAAGGACGGUUACAAGAAAGAUUCAAAUAGUGGAAGUACUUGCAUUAAAGUGCUAGGAACUCAUUGUUCCGGAAGCAGUGACUGUACAGGUGCCACAUAUUCAGCCUGCACAAAUUCUAAAUGCACGUGCACCACAGGUUACAGUGAGAGGGACAAUGUUUGCAAAAAAUUGUUGAAUACUGUCACGUGUUCGGCAAAUGGUAAGGAAUGUGACAAACUAGACCAUGCUGAAUGUGAUGGUAAGGGAAGGUGUACAUGUUCGGCUGGUUUCACAAUGAAUGUCGACCUCUGCACGGCUAAGAAUUCAGGUACUACUCUGACAAUGAAACUCGGUAUCUUUGUUCUACCCGUAUUGGUUGCAAUUCAUGCGGUAUUCAAGUGGUAACGUAAGGAGUAUUAGCUGAAGAAUGUCAACAGCUGACUUUAUGGUUCGGAUUUUUUUCGGAAAGACUUAUUUGUAGUAUUCACUAUUUUGUUUUAAAGAGUGACAUAAUUUAUUUAGUGGUUGAAGUGUUUUUGAAAGGGCUAAAAAUAUUAAUUAUAUACGAAAAAUUAUUAUCUACAAAUCUACAAAGUGGAACAUGUGAAAAAUUAUUCAGAUAUCAUAUUGAUUACUUGCUAUUAUUUUAAAUAUCAAAACGAACAUUGUCGUUGAAUAAUUGCACGAUUAUUAAGACCAACCAUUUACUUAUAUGUAUCUAUGAUUUUCUGUACUUGAUAUUACUUGUUAUUUACUUGAUUGUGAGAAAAACAAGAAGAUGUAUAAAAGUACAAGAAGUAUGAUUAGAUUUAUAAGUUAAAAUAUAUUAAAAGAUAAACAGAUGUACAGACAUUAAAGCUUUCAAUCUACUGGCGUUUAUUUAUUCAUUUUGUACGUAUAUGUCUUCAAAUAUUGUUUAUAAUAAAGGUUUGUUUAAUUUUAA
Messenger RNA from Ruditapes philippinarum (Manila clam), 1721 nucleotides. Its product is annotated as cell death abnormality protein 1-like. The transcript is spliced from 10 exons. The coding region runs from base 200 to 1183 and encodes 327 amino acids. Lineage: Eukaryota; Metazoa; Mollusca; Bivalvia; Venerida; Veneridae. The record is from RefSeq and is a predicted model, not a curated record.